AUGGGUUUCCUUGGAAAACUUAAUUCCCUGUUGACUCUUGAUGAGUCCAACAUGAUGCAAAAUAAGGACUUGGUUCCAAUGCCCGUUUCGAGAAGAAAAUGGGGUUUGUGGGCCUUCAUUUGGUAUUGGGGUAUCACUUCGUUAUGUGCGGUGACAUGGUCUGCCGGUUCUUCGUUAUUAUCUUUAGGUUUAAACGGUAACAACGCUAUGGGCAUUGUUGUCGUUGCAAACCUUAUAAUCACUGCCGCCGCUGUGUUGAAUGGUAUGUAUGGUGCUAGAUAUCAUAUCGGUUAUUCCGUGUAUCAGAGGGUCGUCUUUGGCAUUAGGGGUUCUGUCCUGGGUGUGCUCAUGAGAUGCAUUCUAUCUGUGGUGUGGUUUGCCUCUGAAGCUUGGCUUGGUGGUCUUUGUGUCAACGUCAUUCUCAGUUCGUGGAGUGAGAGCUACUUGAAUUGGGAGAAUACAUUGCCCGACAGUGUUCCUAUGACUAGUCAGGAACUUGUCGGCUUUGUUCUUUAUCUCAUCCUUAGUAUUCCAUUCUUGGUUAUUCACCCUGAAUAUAUUGAUUACCUAUUAGCAGUUGCUAGUUUUGCAAUUUUCUUUAUGGGUAUCGGUAUGACUGCUUGGGCCGUCCAUCAUAAUGACGGACAUUACGGAUCUCUUAUGGGUGCCAAGAUGGACCUUAGUUCCUCUGAGUUAGGUUGGGCAUGGCUGUACGGUCUCUCCAGUUGGUAUUCUUCUUUGACGGCUGGUAUCGCCAAUCAAGGUGACUUCUCAAGGUAUAACAAAAGUGUCAAGGGCUCAGCAUGGGGUAUACUGUUAGGUAUGAAUCUAACCGGUUUUAUCGUGCCCCUUUUUGGCCUUAUCACUGCUAGUGCAUUGUACGAAAAGGAUGGCGUGUAUUACUGGAUGCCGAAUGACGUGUGUUUGAAGUGGUUGCAAGAUGAUUAUAGUGCUGGUUCUAGAGCUGCUGCUUUCUUCUGUGGCCUUGCUCUUGUCAUUUCCCAAUUUGGUAUGAACUGUGUUGGUAACGGUAUCAGUGGUGCUAUGGACCUUUCGUCUCUAUGGCCGAAAUACAUCAAUAUUAGGAGGGGUGCCAUCAUCAUUAUGAUUCUUUCCUGGCCGACACAGCCUUGGCUAUUCUAUAACUCUGACUCUGUCUUUUUAACAGUCAUGUCCUCCUUCUCGAUCUUUAUUACUCCCUUGAUCGCUGUUUUUGUUUGCGACUUCUUCCUCGUUAGAAGAGGUGUUAUCAAGUUGUCGGACUGCUACAUCAACUCUAAAGAGAGCAUCUACUGGUUUAACAACGGUUUCAACUGGAGAAGUGUUAUAUCUUUCUUGGUGGGCGUUGCACCAGGUCUUCCUGGUCUCAUGAAUGCCGCCAAUCCUUCCAUUAAGAUUAAUGCGGGAGCAACGCACUUCUUCCAGGGUUCCUUUAUUUUCCAAUUCUUUAUUUCUCUUGCUGUUCAUCUCAUUUUGAACAUGUUGUUUAAGGUUGAAGUUGGAGAGCAAGACGCUGUCGAUUAUUUCGGUACGUAUAAGCCUCUGGAAUGUGUGCGCUAUAAGGUGAUUCCACAUUCCUCUUUGGAGAAACCUGAAGAUGUCAUUGGCAUGGAGAUGGAAAAGACUCCAAGCGGCAAAGAGGUAAUGUCUGUGGUUUCAAGUAAAAACCAGUAA
Messenger RNA from Brettanomyces nanus, 1674 nucleotides. RefSeq lists its product as uncharacterized. The transcript has a single exon. The coding region runs from base 1 to 1674 and encodes 557 amino acids. Lineage: Eukaryota; Fungi; Ascomycota; Pichiomycetes; Pichiales; Pichiaceae. Gene Ontology annotation, molecular function: nucleobase transmembrane transporter activity. Gene Ontology annotation, biological process: transmembrane transport; nucleobase transport. The record is from RefSeq and is a predicted model, not a curated record. Gene Ontology annotation, cellular component: plasma membrane.